Messenger RNA from Mercenaria mercenaria, 7635 nucleotides. Its product is annotated as DDB1- and CUL4-associated factor 8-like. Gene Ontology annotation, molecular function: protein binding. Gene Ontology annotation, cellular component: Cul4-RING E3 ubiquitin ligase complex; cytoplasm. The coding region runs from base 212 to 2734 and encodes 840 amino acids. The transcript is spliced from 11 exons. The record is from RefSeq and is a predicted model, not a curated record. Lineage: Eukaryota; Metazoa; Mollusca; Bivalvia; Venerida; Veneridae.
UGAUGUAUUAUUUGUAAAUUUUAUUCUACAUUAAUAUAUUGAAAUCAUCAGUUAUAUGAAAUGACUUUUAUUUGUGUCUGUAAUAUCGACCAAUCAAAAGUCUCGCACGUCAAUCAGGAUGAAAGAUGUCAAAAUAUUGGAAGAGAAAAAUAACACGAGAAAGGGCAGAAGAUUUUGAAUACAUGUAUAGCAGCUAGGAAGUGGAAGAAUCAUGGAGGACGUGGCUGUGCAAGAAGAUGAUUUACCAGUAAAUCACUCAAAACAGACUCUGUCUCAGAUACCUGACAUUGAUGAAUCAGGCUUUGGUGAAGACAUUUCGGCAUGCAGCAUAGAGGACAAAACUUUCAAUGAAAAGAUGGAUACACUAGAGACUGUAAAUCAUUUUGCCUUGGAACAGAAUGUCAAUAAUAAAAUGCUGGACGUAUCUCAAACUGAAAACGGUUUUACUUCGAGUAGUUUGAAAAAAGAUGACAGUGGUAUAUAUUCAGAGAAAUCACCAAGUUCAACACAGACUAAAGAGAGCAGUGAUGGGGAAUGGAGUGAAAGUGUAAGUGAAAAUUUAGAAGAAACAAAUGUUGAAAUGAAAGACCAGGAUAACACAAAUGAUAACGUCAAAGUUGAUGAAAUUUUGGAAAAUACAGUAGUUGAAAAGACAAGGAACAAUGAUGCUGUUAAAGGUGUUGAAUGUAAUAAGGUAAAAACAGACAAUAUUGAAAAAAUGGAAAGUGAACUGGUUGACAACAUGAAAAGUGUAGGAAAUGAUAAAGACACCCUUAAUGCCAAUAAUAAAGAGAUGCAAGACCUGAAGGGUAAUAGUGAUAAGUCAAAUAUUACCAAAGUGACAAAUGAAAAGGAACCAUCUGAAUCAAAUAAGCAGCAGAUUCAUUUGGAUAAACAUGAUAACAUUGAUGAAACAAAUGAUGAUGAAGAUUUUGCUGAAUUUGUUAGGAAAACAGUUAAAUCACGUUCUCAUGUGAGAAAGUUAGUGGAUUAUGACUCUGAUGAUUCAGAUGAUGGAAGCAGAAGCAGUUCUCCUGUGGUUGUUAAGGGUAACAGGCGGUAUCGGAAGCGAAAACCUGAAACAGACAGCGAUGAUGACACAAGCACACAUGAAAAUAAAGACAAAGAAAAUGAACAUAAUGAUGAUACCCCAGUUUUGUUGAGACAUUCAGUGUUAAAUGAAAAUAGUGGACAGAAUAAUGUGGAUAUUUCAGACCUAAGUACGGAUUCUAGUGAUGACAGUCAUCAUGCUCCAAAAACAAGACAUGAUUCAUCAUCUGAUAAUGAGCCAGAGGACACACCACCAGAUGUCAGUGAAUAUGGCCCCCCAAAACAUAAAUGGAGGGCUCUUUUUGAUCUGAGGAAUCGAGAGUUUGGAUACUCAAAUGUUGAAGAUUCUGGUUACUUCAGAAAGCAGGUUCAAGGCAGUUUACAAAUGGUGCAGAGAUUUAAGUUACAGUUCAAAAUGGAUCAGCAUGAGGGAUGUGUGAAUGCAUUGCACUUCAACAGAAUUGGGACUUUGUUAGCCAGUGGUUCUGAUGAUUUGAAUAUUGUAAUAUGGAACUGGAUUCACAACCGUCCUGCCCUUGUGUAUGACAGCGGUCAUCGAAGUAAUGUGUUUCAGGCUAAAUUUAUGCCGUUCAGUGGAGAUUGCCAUGUGGUCAGCUGUGCCCGAGAUGGUCAAGUACGACUGGCAGAUCUGUCGUCAACAGGGGUCUGUAAAGGAACGAAAAAAGUAGCACAGCAUAGGGGUGCUGCUCACAAGCUUGCCUUGGAAAUGGACUCUCCUCAUGUUGUACUCAGUGCUGGGGAAGAUGCAGUGACCUAUGAGAUUGACUUGAGAAUUGACAAACCUAACAAGUUAGUGACAACAAAAGAGAAUGACAAGAAAGUAUCUAUCUAUUCUAUCCAUUCCAAUCCCGUGAAUUCCAACGAGUUCUGUCUUGGAGGAAGAGAUCACUUUGUUCGAGUUUAUGACAAGAGAAAAAUUAAUGAGGAGGUCAACAAUGGAUUACUGAAGAAGUUUGCUCCAGAUCAUAUUCGUGAGGCUGGUAACGAGAGUAUCAAAGCCAAUGUGACAUGUGCAUGUUACAACUACAAUGGUUCAGAGAUAUUGGGAACUUACAAUGAUGAAGAUAUCUACCUGUUCAGUAACGAACACUCAGAUGCUGCUAACUACAUACAUAGAUACCGAGGACAUAGAAAUAACCAGACUGUUAAAGGCGUCAAUUUCUACGGUCCAAACAGUGAGUUUAUCGUCAGCGGAAGUGAUUGUGGCAACAUCUUUCUUUGGGAUAAGGCUACAGAGAAUAUUGUACAGUAUAUGGAGGGGGAUGAAGGUGGAGUUAUAAAUGUUCUGGAGCCACAUCCGUAUGCCCCGAUUUUAGCAACAAGUGGACUGGAUCAUGAUGUGAAAAUUUGGGCACCUACCGCAGAAAAUCCAACCAAUCUGAAGGGUCUCAGAAAGUUGAUAAAGCGUAACUCUAGAGAACGGGAAGAAGAGAGAACUAGUGAUGGCGGAAUGAUUGACGGUUCUAUGCUAUGGUUCAUUAUGCAUCACCUACGGCGGGGCCGUAGACAGAGAGCCCGUGAAGCUCGAGCAGCAAGGGGUGAGCCUGCACCAGAUGUUGAGACAUCAGACACACUCAGCGAUGAGGAUCUAACCACAGAUGAGGACUCGGACAGCGAGGGGGAUGGAGUGCCUCGUGAUGCAAUCUCAUGUAACCCAUCAUAGUGAUAUCACCAGAAAUUCCUUACCUGUAUUCACUGGUGUUCUAAGCCAGAAAUUUAAAAAUAAAAGCUUUAAUGGAUCAUGUACAAAAUGAAAAUUUUCAGAAUUUCUGACAUUGACACAUUGAUGAAUAAAGGCGUGUAUGAAGACUUUUUUCUCUCUUAAAAAGAUGAAUAUAUUUACAUCUAAUUUUACGUGUUAUGUUUAUCAUUGGUUUCAGAUUUUUUGGAAAACUUAAUAAUUCACAAUCUGUUGAAAUACUGGUUUUGCAUUGACAUCAUUUUCUGAUUUAUUUUUUUUACAUAUAGGACAUCUUUUUAUGCAAGUGUUUAAUUGCAAAAUGUUGUUACUGACUUCUUAUUUUAAGAUAAAGGUAAUUACAGUGUCAGCCUUGUUGCAAAGCAUGAAACGUAAUUGUAAAGUUUCACAGAUUCAGAUUUCAGCAAAUGUAUAGCAAAGAUAUCACCAUUUCGUAAUCAAGUAAAUCAGCCAGUAAAUCACCAUGUAAACUUGCAUUGAAAACUUCCAUUGAACAAUGUAACAAAUGAGACAUUUAUCCAGAGUUAAACCUCUAUCACAGCAUAGCUUUUGUCAAUGAUGUGCCAUUAGCAAUUUAGCUAAGAUUUUGUGUACAUGUAUUUACAAUGGUUUUAAAUCAUGUUGAUCGAAGAAUCUUAAGUACUGUUGUUCUUUUUUAAAGCAUUGACCUCUAUUUUCAAGUUCUUGCCUAGUAUUAAGGUAUCCUGGUCAGUGUCACAAGGUGAAGUUCAUUCUUUUGGUGACAUAGAUCUAAUCCAGGAGUCAUGGUGAUCCACCCUUGAACUGUAAAGGACAAGUAGAGAGAAGUUUGUAGAUCCCUCAGAUUUAAAUGUUGUUUUCACCUUUAAGUCUUCAAGUGUCUGUAAAUAUUGACUUAAUGAUGUAAAUAGUGUUGGUUUCCUCAACCUUUUGCUGACAGUAUUUAGAUGUACCCCCUGUUUCUUUGUGUGCAUAAGUUAUGUAUUAUUGUUUUGUUUGGUUUUUGAAACCUUUAGUAAUGGUAAGAAGGUAUACAGAUUGAUUCAGAAAUGUUUGAACUUUUUAAGUAGUGUGAACUCUUUCUUUAUAGAUUAUUAUGUUUUGUCAUGUAAAUAGGUUUUUUUUUUUCAAUGAGUUUGAUCUUUAUUCUUAUGUUUGUUUUGUGUAAAAUUUUGAAUUUGUACAACAUUUUCAUUGUUCAUUUUCUUCUCUUGUAUGAAAUGAUGCUAGUCUUUUUUUCUUCCAGGUUUUUGGUUUGUUCUGUAAUACAGUCACACCUGUACGUAGUAGGCAGCCAAGGGAAAGAUACAGUGUGAGUGCUUGGAGCAAGUGGCUGCUUACUACAGAUGACUGUUAAUACAGGUUUAGCUGUAGAGUUAUGGUUUCAUUUUGAUUCAUUUCUUUUCUGUUUGUAGUUUAUAUUGACCUAUAUUAAAGCAUACGUUUUCACUUUGUUCUUCUCACUGACAAGUUUAUAUGAUUGUUACAAAACUGCCUUAUCGACUAUCCUCCAUCUGAAUACUUAAGUUGUUUUUCUGCAUGACAGAGGUAUUCUGUUUAAUUGAAUGUAGAUUGUUUUGCCUUCUCUAUACCAAUUAGUCAUAACAUAUAUGUCUUUAUUGCUUUUAAAACAUGUAUUAUCCCCCAUCAGUACUGUGAAAAGUUGGUCAGAUUUGAGCUUUUGUUGAGAGAAAAAGCAGGAUAUAUUGAGAGUAUUGAAGAAAAAACAACUUCCCUCUGUAGUUUAGAGUGAUAACAAGAGAAUGAAUCCUUUGAUUGAUACACAACUGUCUGAUACCACUGGAUGUCAUUUUGUAUUUGUUGUUAAAGAAUUAUUUAAAAUUGUUAGUGUUUUAAUAUCUAAAACGUGUCUCUGUGGUAUGAUGUCCCAAACCAGAACGUCCUGCCAGUUAUUACUGGAGUAGUUCUGUGGCCGUAUUUUGUCUUUUCAAAAAUGAUGCACUGUUCAGCUUACUUUUGGUGAAAGUUAUUUUGGUGGAUUAACUAAAUGUAGUUUUUAGGACAUUGUAAACUAUAAAAUGUUUUAAUUUAUUUGAAUGUUCAUACCAUAUCACAUGAGGUGGAAAGGCAGUUAUCAAUGUGAAUGGAAGAGAUCAGCAAAGAAAUGCUUUCCAGUAGAAGCUAGGUGCCAUUCCUGUAUCGGUUCAUUGAAAGACUUCUCUGUUUUCACAUUAUGAUCCAGUCCACUUGGUAGAGGGAGGUUUUUUUUUCAGCCUUAGCUGUUUAGAGUUUAAGUCGAGUGUAUAGUUGCAGAUUUGUUAAACAUACAUAAAAAGGGAGAAAUAUGCUGUAAGUUAGCAUAUUCUUAAAUGUCUGACUUUGUAUUUCCUUUUACAACUCCUUGCACUUUUUUUCUUGCACACAAAGAACCUAGUAUCUUAUGCAGACAUUUUGAUUUCUCCAGGAGCUAUUUUAUGCAACAUCAGUUCAUAUCAUAGUUAACUUGACAUUUUUUCAUGUGAUGCAAGUGGGUUUUGGUAAGGUGAAUUAUGCAUUUAUGAAGUUUAUUAUUGCAGUUUUACACAACUACACAACUGGCAAUUUCUGUUGCUUGACAGUUUUUAUUAGAUAUUAAUUUCCACGAAACCAGGUUUAUAUACGAUCAAAUUCAGAACUGGUCAUGAAUCAUACUAGAUUUUUUUGUGUACUUAGUAUAUUCAAAACUGACUAAUAUAUUGAUAUGAAAUUUCUGUGUAUUGUUUUUAGAAAUUCAUUUUAAAAAAAAAUUAGCUGUUUUAAGUAAAAAAAUAUGUUUAUAUCUAGAGACUGUAGUUUUCAGUCCCUCUUUCUAAAUAAAAUUAAGGACAACAGAAUCAUGUGAUAAUCCCUAGCACAUGAUUAGUCACCUUUGUUUGAAUACUAUGUAAUGUAUGUCUGGGAAGUUGUUAUGUUUACCAUUUUAAAAGUUUACAGGUUAGUAUUUCUUGCCUAGUGGUCAAGAUUACUAGUGAUGUGCUGAUUAAUUAUGGCCUCAAUGAAUGUGAAUAAAUGGUUCAUUUGCUCCAGAAUAAACUUGAUCCCAUGAUAUGUAACUGUUUGGUCAACUGAAAAAAAGUACUUCAUGAAAAAUACAUAACUUUAUGCUAAAAAUAAUGAAAUUAAAAUUGAACUCUACAUUGUUGUUCAUCUUCAAAGUGUCAAAUAUCGUUCCUGUUUAAGGACGUAAAUUUCUUGCAUCUUGUUUCGGUUGGAUUUAAAUUGGCCGAAAAAAGGUAUAUUUUAAUGUCAACAAUAGCAGACUGUAAAAGGUUAGAACACAUAUUAAACCUAAUGCACGCCUUUCAGAUUUUUUCUAACACUUGUCUUCUAGCCUUAUGGAGCUAGCUACUGUACAAUGUCAUGUAACUCUUGCAUCUUGGGUCAAGAUAAAUGACAGACUUAAAUUCGUGUGCUGAUUUACUAACCUGGCAACUUUAACCAUUUCUCAGCAGUAAAGGUUAUUGACAAACUGUGGAAACUUCGACUGUUUUCCAGCACUCAAGUUUAUGGACAAAACUGGUACUUUGACGAUUUCUUAGCUGACAAACAGUGGAAACUAACAGUUUCCUUGCACUAAAUGUAACUGAAAAUCUGGAAAUUUUGACCAUUUCCCAGCGAUAAAGGUUACUGACAAACAUUGGCAACCAACAAUUUCUCAGUAUUUAAGGUUGCUGACCAACACUUUUGAAAGGGCGGAUGGACCAUUAUUAAACACUGACUGACAUUUGAAAGCAAUGCUGCUAGUUUCUUCUGAUAAGGAAUCUUAAUAAUUUAUGAUAGGUAAUAGUUGAUUAAUUUAUUUCCAUUGUAUAAAUGUUACAUUGUUCAUUAUUUAAAUGUAUUGAUCUCAUUUGUAAAUAAAACAUGUUUUCUGUCUGUGUUAAGCAUGUACAGCUUGCUUUAUCUUGAUAAAGAUUUUGCUUUUGUGAUAAUUAUAUUUGCCUGAAUUUGUCAUUGAAUUUGCUUUGAACUAAAAUUGUACGCUAUUACUUUUCAUGUGUUUGUGUUAUGCUUGAAAAUUGUCUAUUUUUAAUGAUGAAGGAUUAAGUAAUGAUGGAAUAGAUAAUGAGCAGUGAUUAAAGAACAAGCCCAGAUGAUUAAAGAUGAUGAUGGUAGUAGUAGUAAAUGAGAGAAAAAGAGGAAGUGAUCUGGAUCAACUCAGAAAUUAUUCAGGACUGAUUUAAGUGGAAAUGAUUAAGGAAGAAUCAUUACCAAUUAUGGAAAAUGGAAAUGAGGAAGGAAUUGUUGAAAUUGAUUAUGGGAAAGGGAUCAAGGAAUAGUCAUGCAUGAUAGAAGAGAAGGGAAUGAUUAAGAAAUAACAAUAAAAACAAGUCAUGAAUAGGAAUGUUAAAAUGAUUAAGGAGAAAGUAGAAACAAUUUGGGUGUAGCGACUAAUGAUUAUGGAAUAAGGGAAAAUAAAUAAAGGUUUGUUUUAUCAUGUGCUUGUGAAUUUGAAUAAAUUAAGGUGAAAGAGAAGUUGAUUAAAGAUCUUAUGUAUCAAUUUUGAUAAUAUUCAUAUAUUUGAUCAUGUUUCAAAAGUAUGUAGUGUGUCUUUGCAAGGAAAUAAGUAUGGACCAGUUUUUCCUGUUUUGAAAGGGAAGUGAUUAGAAACAGGAAUAAGCCUUGUUUGAUCUUGGUAGAUUCUUGUAAAGUUACUGUCUUACCUAAUGAAAUUAAUGAAACAGAUGUGAUGCAGAAGAUGAUAGAUCUUGUCUGAAUUUAGAGGAAGAGAAAAAUAGCAGUAAACAGAGUUUAGUGUGUCAGAUGAUGUUUACUUUUAAAAUCAUCAUGUAUUCUAGGUCAGUUUCUAAGAUAGUGGACUGUUAUAUUGUUUUUUCAAAGCUUCAGCAUCAUGUCCUAUGUUCCUCAAUGUUCUGAAAUUUAGA